This is a messenger RNA of Pimephales promelas (fathead minnow), 1968 nucleotides long. The record is from RefSeq and is a predicted model, not a curated record. Lineage: Eukaryota; Metazoa; Chordata; Actinopteri; Cypriniformes; Leuciscidae.
UCGUUUUCAUCUAUUAAGUGCUUCACACUCCAGUCCAGUUGGUGGCUGUAAUGCACCGAAAGUUGGUUUGCCAACCGCCAUAAAACAACAAACGAAGAAGAAGAAGAAGAAGUCAACGUUCACUUUUUAAUGCGGGAGAAACAAUUUGAGAAGAACAGGCGUGUUGUUGUUCAUCAUCAAGCGGCCGAAGAAAAAUCUUUACAGAUUUUACAGAAAAUCUAGAGGCAGCACGUGGGCGAUAAUAAUCCAGACGGAGGAAUAAAUGAUCUACCUUGAGAGGAAACUUCAUGCAGUGUAGAUACUGCAAAUACAGUUGUGCCAGUCAAAAUCUGCUGCUGAGACACUGCAGGCUAAAGCACUGGCGCCCAGGCUGACGUGAACCAUUUUUGUGCCUGUACCCUGAGUGUGUCUGCUCUUUCAAAACACCAGGACACUGAUUUGAAAGAAACCUACACAAGAGGUGUGAAAUUGUGCAUCCUUGAAGUCAUGGAGGACUAUCUCAGACAACAAAGACAUGUCUAAACUUCGCCAUCAUUCUUGAGGAAACCGCCGUCAUGGAGGACCUACCUGACUUUCCUACUGCUUUCAUGCACAGCAGGAUGAAGGUGAAAGUGAUCUUCCCUGGCAAGAUCAAAGUGUGCUUCAGGAAAGGGCCUACUGGAUAUCUGAGACAAGAUCCCUCAGAUGAAGCCAAAAGGAUCAAAGACAACCCCAAUCUCCAGGACAAAUCAGCCCCUCAAAGGGAAGACAAGGUCAAGGAGAAUGCGCACUCUGUUGUCUUCAUGAGAGGAGGAGAUGUGUCUGACAGAAAAGAGGUGCUGGGAGAGUAUGUGCUUCAGUUUGGAAAGUACAAAGGCAAGUCAUUCCGGUGGCUGCUAGAGAAUGAUGUAGGCAAUACCAUAUUCUUGACUAAGAAGGUUGAGGAGGAGGAGAGAGCCGGUCAGUUUAAACCAGAGGGUCCCAAGAAGGACAGCCUACUUUCAUUUCUUGAGUACAGUAGAAGCUUCCAGGAAAUCGAGGACCUCCUGAAGUAUUUAACUGGAAGAUCAGUAGCACCACCUGUGAGGAAUGAAGAUGACAACUUGGUAGGCUUUGGGAUUAAUGCAGAAAAGACUUGGAGGGAUGUUUGGGAGAGCAGAGCAGAUGGAUAUGCUGCAUUCAUCCUCCAGAAACAGUGUGUCCCAGGCAGCAAAAUGUAUCGGCUGCAGCAGUACCUCACUCAGAAAAAGAGCCAGCUUCAGAGUGUUUCAGCGAAACCUGCUUCCACUGGCCUUACACCAUCUGCCUCUCAUCCUCUAGAAAUGGAGGAUGAUGAAGAAUUAGAGAGAAUGAUGCUUUCUAUAUCCCCAUCCAAACUUCAAGGUCAACCGAAAGUGGAGGAAGGUGAAGAAUUGGGGAGGAUGAUGCUACCCACAAUUUCAUCUAAAAUUCCCAGCCAACUGAGUUCAGAAGUAGUUGGAGUCCCAGUGGUCAAAGGUCUACUGCAUGCUAGGGAUGAUUCUGACAUGAAUCAGGAUUAUCUGUUCUACAUUGAUUUGUUGCUGUUUGUUGGUUAGGCCACGUUCAGGCCUGUUCUAAUUCUUGUGUUCAAUUGUUCUACUAACAUUUAUAAGGCAUUUAUAUCUCAUCAUUGAGGGUAAGUACACAGUAAUUGUUUUGCAUGUUUUUUGAAUGCUAUACUUUAAAGGUUUGGUAUGUACCAAAAUGCAGAAGUACAGCAAAAUAUGUACAAAUAUGUAUUAAUUUGGACAAGAGUGAUGGAUCCGUUUUGAUGCAUGAAGCUGGAAAUUACCCAUGUAAUCUAGCACUUGUGUAAUAGUAAUGCAUUAGCAUACCACACCUCUAAUAUUAUAUGUUCAAGUUCAGGUUCAAGUUAGUUUAUUUCUAUUAAACUAACUUGAACUUGUGUUCUAUGGGUUUGCAUGCAUUUCCAUUACUACGUAAUAACACAUUUACUAAAGGACAGUA